Messenger RNA from Ectocarpus sp. CCAP 1310/34, 3063 nucleotides. The record is from the annotation of a GenBank genome assembly. Lineage: Eukaryota; Phaeophyceae; Ectocarpales; Ectocarpaceae.
AUGGUGAUCUCGGUCGGAGGGAGAGGCGUGGUGACGGCAUCGUCCUGCAGUGAUGGCAACUGCCGGUCCACCGAUAGGGCAGAAAGCUGUUGCUGGGCGAUGGUGCGCGCUUCCGCUCUCGUGCGUCCUCGGAUCCGCGGAUCUCCCCCCUCGCCUAGCAGUCUCGAAGCAUGGGGCGUGAGAGGUGAGUACCAUGGUGCGGUCGGCGACUGUGUGGUCCACCGGUCUUGGUGCGGUUGCGGCGGGGAGUGCUCAGCCUCUAUGGAUGAGGAAGACCAGUCUAGGAGCGGCGGCGACAACGACAGCGGCGCAGACCCCGGAGGUGGCGGCGGCAGCGACGGUCCGGCGGCGGUAGCAGCAGCGGGCGGCGGUGGAACGGCGGAUGUCGAUGACGCGGGCGGCCUCGGGAGCGGCGGAGCGGCAGCACAAGAAGAAGGCGCGGGACACAACGGGGGCCACAACGCGGGCCCCGAAGGCGGCGGCGGCGGCGACGGUCCGGCGGCGGUAGCAGCAGCGGGCGGCGGUGGAACGGCGGAUGUCGAUGACGCGGGCGGCCUCGGGAGCGGCGGAGCGGCAGCACAAGAAGAAGGCGCGGGACACAACGGGGGCCACAACGCGGGCCCCGAAGGCGGCGGCGGCGGCGACGCACCUGGCGAGGGCGCGGGCCACAACGCGGGCCUCGAAGGCGGCGACGACAGCGACGGUCUGGCGGUGGCAGCAUCAGCGGGCGGCGGUGAAAAAGCGGAUAUCGAUGACGCCGGCGGCCUCGGGAGGUCCGGACCGGCAGCACCUGGCGAAAGCGCGGCCCACAACGCGGUGCCCGAAGGUGGCGGCGACAGCGACGGUCUGGCGGUGGCAGCAUCAGCGGGCGGCGGUGGAAAAGCGGAUAUCGAUGACGCCGGCGGCCUCGGGAGCUCCGGACCGGCAGCACCUGGCGAAGAGGCGGGCCACAACGCGGUCCCCGAAGGCGGCGGCGACAGCGACGGUCUGGCGGUGGCAGCAUCAGCGGGCGGCGGUGGAAAAGCGGAUAUCGAUGACGCCGGCGGCCUCGGGAGCUCCGGACCGGCAGCACCUGGCGAAGAGGCGGGCCACAACGCGGUCCCCGAAGGCGGCGGCGACAGCGACGGUCUGGCGGUGGUAGCAUCAGCGGGCGGCGGUGGAACGGCGGAUGUCGAUGGCGCGGGCGGCCUCGGGACCGGCGGAGCGGCAGCACCAGGUGAACGUGCCGGCCACAACGCAGGCUCCGAAGGCUGCGGCGGCAGCGAUGGUCCCGCGGCGGUAACAGCAGCAGGCGGACGUAAGACGGCCAAUGUCGAUGGCGCGGGCGGCCUCGGGAGCGGCGGCGCGGCAGCACCAGGUGAAGGUGCGGGCCACAACGCGGGCCCCGACGGCGGCGGCGGCGGCGACGACGGUUCGGCGGCUGCAGCACCAGCGGGUGGCCGUGAGACGGCUGAUGUCGAUGACGCGGGCGGCCUCGGGAGCGGCGGCGCGGCAGCACCAGGUGAAGGUGCGGGCCACAACGCGGGCUCCGAAGUCGGCGGCGGCAGCGAUGGUUCGGCGGCGGCAGCAGCAGCUUGCGGCCGUGAGACGGCGGAUGCCGAUGACGCGGGCUGCCUCUGGAGCGGCUGCGCGGCAACACCUGGCGAAGGUGCGGGCCACAACGCGGUCCCCGAAGGCGGCGGCGGCAGCGACGGUCCCGUAGUGGCAGCAUCAGCGGGCGGCGGUGGAACGGCGGAUGUCGAUGGCGCGGGCGGCCUCGGGAGCGGCGGAGUGUCAGCACAUAGAGAAUGCGCGGGCCACAACGCAGGCCCCGAGGGCGGCGGCGGCGGCAGCGAUGGUCCGGCGGCUGUAGCAGCAGGGGGUGGCCGUGAGACGGCGGAUGUCGAUGGCGCGGGCGGCCUCGGGAGCGGCGGAGCGGCAGCACCAGGCGAAGGUGCGGGCCACAACGCGGGCCCCGACGGCGGCGGCGGCGGCGACGACGGUCCGACGGCUGCAGCACCAGCGGGUGGCCGUGAGACGGCGGAUGUCGAUGGCGCGGGCGGCCUCGGGAGCGGCGGAGCGGCAGCACCAGGCGAAGGUGCGGGCCACAACGCGGGCCCCGAGGGCGGCGGCGGCGGCAGCGAUGGUCCGGCGGCUGUAGCAGCAGGGGGUGGCCGUGAGACGGCGGAUGUCGAUGACGUGGGCGGCCUCGUGAGCGGCGGAGCGGCAGCACCAGGUGAAGGUGCGGGCCACAACGCGGGCCCCGAAGGCGGCGGCGGCAGCGACGGUCCGGCGGCGGUAGCAGCAGCGUGCGGCGGUGGAACGGCGGAUGUCGAUGGCGCGGGCGGCCUCGGGAGCGGCGGAGCGGCAGCACCAGGCGAAGGCGCGGGCCACAACGCGGGCCCCGGAGGCGGCGGCGACGGCGACGGUCCGGCGGCGGCAGCGGCAGCGGGCGGCGGUGGAGCGACGGAUGUCGAUGGCGCGGGCGGCCUCGGGAGCGGCGGAGCGGCAGCACCAGGCGAAGGUGCGGGCAACAACGCAAGCUCCGAAGGCGGCGGCGGCAGCGAUGGUCCGGCGGCGGUCGGAGCAGUGUGCGGCGGUGAGACGGCGGAUGUCGAUGGCGCGGGCUGCCUCGGGAGCGGGGGAGCGGCAGCACCAGGCGAAGGCGCGGGUCACAACGCGGGCCCCGAAGGCGGCGGCGCGAGCGACGGUCCGGCGGCGGUAGCAGCAGCGGGCAGCCGUGAGACGGCCGAUGUCGAUGACGCCGGCGGCCUCGGGAGCGGCGGAGCGGCAGCACAAGGUGAAGGUGCGGGCCACAACGCAAGCUCCGAAGGCGGCGGCGGCAGCGAUGGUCCGGCGGCGGUAGCAGCAGCGUGCGGCCUUGAGACGGCGGAUAUCGAUGGCGCGGGCUGCCUCGGGAGCUCCGGACCGGCAGCACCUGGUGAAGGCGCGGGCCACAACGCGGUGCCCGACGGCGGCGGCGACAGCGACGGUCCGGUGGCGGCACCAUCAAAUGGCGGCGGUGGAAAAGCGGAUAUCGAUGGCGCGGGCGGCCUCGGGAGCGGCGGAGCGGCAGCACAAUGA